AUGGGCUAUUCACUUGCGUUGUUGGUUGUAGGCGCUGCAUUGUUAGCCAGCCAUCUUUACCCAUGGAUACAUCUUUCGGGAUACCUCACCACGAUAGAACCUACCGACAAUAAGCAAUGUCAAAGAAUUGAGGGACCACUUGGUUUCAGAAACUGCGAGGACAUUAUUAUUGCCGCACCUGGUAUUGCUUACACUAGCUGUGAUCCUGCACGAGACUAUGACAACAUGGUGAUGGAUGUACAUCGACCUAAGGAACGUGAAGAGCAAGGUCACGUGUGGCGUAUUGAUUACAUGUCGGAUCCUCCCACUGUGCGCAAGAUUUUUGAAGGAUCUUCGGAUUUUCACCCAUUGGGAAUGACUUUGGACAAGGAUCGCUUAUAUAUCAUCAAUCUCGCGCAUCAUGCACCUGCAUCUGUUGAAGUGUUUGAAAUAGUGUCCGAUGCACUACGCCAUGUGCAGACCAUUCGUCAUCCAUUUAUCCAUACACCCAACAGCAUUUCAUCAUGGGGCAACGAUGGAUCCUUUUUCUUUACAAACGACCACCAUUUUAUUCGUGGUAUUCCCAAAGUCAUUGAAAACUAUGCACGUAUCCCACUUGGUAGUCUUGGAUUUUACAAUGCAACAUCGCAAGAAGCUUACAAGGUCAAGGGUGGUUUAUUGUUUCCCAAUGGCGUGGAGUGUGACAAGAGCCAGUCUACUGUAUUUGUUGCCGAAACGUACAAGAUGGAGGUGAAAAAGUAUGCUGUUGUUGUUCAAGAAGAAGAUGGCAAGUUGCAAGUAUCAGCAGCGGCGGUGGAUCAAAUCAAGGUGCCUGGCACUUCAGUCGACAAUUUGCAUUACGAUAAAGUUUCAGGAGAUCUAAUCAUUAGUGGUCAUCCAAAUGGGCUUGCUUUGGUCAAAAAGUGUCAACAUGCUACAGAACAAGAAAAUGUACCCAUGCCCCCCUCCCGUAUCGUCGUAUGGCACACUACUAGUACUACUACCACACAUACGCAAUCAAAGAUGGAAACCGUGUUUGAAGAUGAUGGUACCACAUACGGCUCAGCGUCCACAGGUGCAACAGACCACAAGAAUAACAAGCUGCUCAUUUCUGGACUCUAUGAAAAGGGCAUCAUGAUAUGUGACCGAUCACUGUAA
Messenger RNA from Lichtheimia ornata, 1137 nucleotides. RefSeq lists its product as uncharacterized. NCBI's taxonomy places the organism in Eukaryota, Fungi, Mucoromycota, Mucoromycetes, Mucorales, Lichtheimiaceae. Gene Ontology annotation, molecular function: arylesterase activity. The record is from RefSeq and is a predicted model, not a curated record. The transcript has 4 exons. Bases 1 to 1137 code for a protein of 378 amino acids.